GAACAUGGCUGUAAAGACAAAGGCUAAUUUCUAUCGUCUUGCUUCUUGUUUCUAUUAUUGCAAUAAAUUCUUCGGUUUGGCGGCUUUUUCUUACAAUCCAACAAAGAGAAAAUUCAGUGAAUCUGUUGGAUCAGUUGCAUAUUGUCUGUUAUUUCUAGUUUUUACGUUUUUCUUCUAUCCAUAUCUUAUGUAUCAAUUUCUAUUGUUCCUCGAAAAAUCAUUCAGUACGAAUUUAGGAACAAGUAUUGGAACGUUUCAAUCAUUAUUACAAUGGUUGACCCUAAUUUCUAUUCAGUGUAUAAAUAUCUACGACAGAAAAGAUAUAGUAGUGUACUAUAACAAAAAAGUUCUCUAUGACAAGAAAUUUAGUUCAACUAUACCAGAAAUAUAUAGAAAAAAAUAUUUUUUAUCAAUGCUUUUUCUAGCCCUUAUUGUAUUUGUGUUUAAACUUCUAUCUGGUUAUAUUUUAAUGGCUUUCAUUGUACAAAAGGAACAAAAUAUAAAACCAUUUUUAAUAAUUUAUCUUAUUCCAAGUGCAAUAACUACGUUAACUGGUUGCAGUUUUACAAUGGAAAUAACCUGUCUACAAUUUUUCGUAACACAAAUUAAUUGUUCUCUUAAAAAAUUAGCUGUUGAAUUAGUAAAUUUUCCAAAAACCUCUUCUGAAGCUCAGAAAAUGAUCCUUUCAUGUGGAAUAAGUGAUAAAAUUGAUUUAUUCCUAAUUUUUCAUUCAGAUUUGACUAAAUUUAUUGCAACAUUUAAUAGGCUACAAACACGAAUUUUGCUAUUUUAUUUUACUAAUAAAUUCCUUGAGCUUAUUAUACCUGCAUUUUUUAAAUAUCUGACAAUCGCGGGUCUCACAGCCACUACAUCAACUGCUGAUAUAUUUGCAAACAGUUUAUUCAAUGAUGUUUUUAAUAUAAUGGAACUGAUUAUGAUGACAGUUUGUACUAAUAGUCUUAUGAAUGAGAUGUCAACUACGGCAAAAAUUCUGCAUGAAUUUCCUGUUCAUAAAACUGAUGAUCGUCUCAAAGAGAGCAUCAAUCGAUUUUCUCUGCAAAUCCUUCAGGAAAAGCGUCCAAUUUCCGUUUGUGGAAUGUUCAAUGUGGACAAUACUCUUCUCUACUCCAUGAUUUCUUCAAUGACGAGCUAUCUAAUUCUUCUGGUACAAUUUCAACUGCAAGGAGUUGGGUCGAGUAAAGGAUAAAAUUAAAAGAAGAUCUCUGACUUAAAUGUUAUCUAAUAAAUACUAAAUUAUGCAGAGGAGAUUCUACAUGUCUGGACUACGUUUUAUGUUUUGUUUUUAAGCCUUAUUUCCAAAACCCGGAGAAUUAUCUUGAAAUUUUGUAUAACACUUAAUAUAUUUAUUAAUAUAGACUUUAUUCUUUAUUGAAAUAAAUCGAUUAGUGUAUUUGUCAAA
Phlebotomus papatasi is the source of this 1420-nucleotide messenger RNA. Its product is annotated as putative gustatory receptor 28b. Gene Ontology annotation, cellular component: axon; membrane; neuronal cell body. Gene Ontology annotation, biological process: sensory perception of taste. The transcript is spliced from 2 exons. Lineage: Eukaryota; Metazoa; Arthropoda; Insecta; Diptera; Psychodidae. The record is from RefSeq and is a predicted model, not a curated record. Bases 5 to 1207 code for a protein of 400 amino acids.